This is a messenger RNA of Schizophyllum commune H4-8, 1963 nucleotides long. RefSeq lists its product as uncharacterized. Gene Ontology annotation, molecular function: protein binding. The record is from RefSeq and is a predicted model, not a curated record. Lineage: Eukaryota; Fungi; Basidiomycota; Agaricomycetes; Agaricales; Schizophyllaceae. The transcript is spliced from 4 exons. The coding region runs from base 139 to 1722 and encodes 527 amino acids.
ACGUAGGCGUCAAGCCCAGUGAUUUUAUCAGUCAAAAUCCGCCGCUUUACUUAUACCAGCGGCUCCUCUAGUGGGUAUAUAGUAGCUCGUCCGUACUCCUGUCCAGGCCUACUCGCCACUAGCGUGGUAGGAUUGCCAAUGGUGUUUGGAAAGCUCAUAUCGUCUGUCCUGCCUCUUCGCUGGCUCGGAGCGGAGAACGACCAAGGGCCCUUCCGUCUCCUCGACCUGCCGCAGGACAUCGUCGAGCGGGUCAUUGGACUGGCUCUGCCUUUGGACAUUGUGUCUCUGCGGAAAACCUGCAAGGCCCUCUCUUCGCUCUCGGCCAAACAAUGGAUCUGGCUCGAAGUUGCUACAACGAUUGCAGAGGAACGAGAUAUGCUACUCCCACAAUCUUUCUUCAACUCUAUGUCUAUCCGCGACCUAGAAAACUUUGCCUGUGCUCCUUUCAUAUACGUUCACCGACUGCAACUUGCCGGGCGAGGGGAAGCACCUAUCACCGCGGCCUUGAAGUUCCAACUACGACCUCGAAGACUGCAUUCACUUCCAAAGCUCUUCUUGCAUGCAGGACAUAAUCCCGUCACAAACCUGACUCUGGUUUCCGGUGGUCAAUACCUCCUGGCGAACAGCGAAGCUCUCACCAACAGCACCAUCCGUCUGCUCCGUCUAUUCAACAGCACCGAAGGAGCGAUCCAGACCCCGGAAUUGGCUGUCUUAUCAUUGCAGGGAAACCACCGAUUAAGCGACCAUUGGACUUUGCGGCAGCGUCGCGGUGUCCUGCGCAUAGUCGUGCUGGAGAGAAUCCUUCGCUCGGCGGUUGACAUUCCCGUUCUGUGGGAGACAAACUCGGAGUUUGGCGCUACGUCGGAGUCUCGCAUUGCCAUAUUCGAUGUCGACACUACCGCGGCGCAGCCAGAGUUCGCCUUGGUCGCCCGCACUAGCGAGCAACUUCCCGUACCAUUCGAGCGCAGCGCAGUCAGCCACUGCGAUGAGGAUCGAGUCGUCUUCUGCGGCGCGCGCGCUAUUGCUAUCUGGGACUUCACGCGCGACAGCGUGCUGACACUGGAUUUGGAGAACCCGUCACCUCCGUAUACAAUCAAAGUCCUCCAAAACCGGGUGGUCUACUUCCAUUGCCUCUUUGUGGCCGUCUACCUCCUUCCCGACAACGCCUCCGGGCACCUCGGCCUCCUCACACCUACCUACAAGCUCCCCCAUCACCAGUGGGGAAACAUCACUUACGUCUUCUUCUCUAGUGCGCCUCCGACGUCGAAUGAACCCCUCUUCUACCACACCUACGCCCGCAAGAGCAAGACCAUCCGAACCUACGAACUUCCACUCGGCGCUAGCGCUCCCAUAUCUCACUCCCCGCGCGCCGUUCGCUACGCUAGCGAGGAGAACCGCUCGUCGCACGACCCAUGGGGCAUCCAUCCUGCACCAUACACGACGAUCGGCAAUACGCACGUCGUCGCGCGCUUGGAAAUCAGCACGAGCCCGGGUAUCGUUUGGUUGGACAUGGGAAAUGCAUCCAGCACCAAUGGGCCCCUGGAAAGGAGGAGGAGCUCUGUCAGCAUUGGCUAUGCCAAUCUGAGCCUUUGGGAGAGCUUCCCUAACAUGGGCAUCCAAGCCAUGACCUUUGAUACGGCGACGGGGCGAGCAUGCGCUACGGACAUCUUCGGUCAUCUCCAUGUCGCGGACUACGCCGACCAGACGUCGGUAUCUCGAUAGCACUUAUUGAGGUUUGAGGCGCUCGGGCCUUGUAUAGUACAAGAAGAGAUAAUCCAUGUCACGGACAUUGCGCGCUGAUGCUCAUUCUCCUCAAGUGCGCCUCGCGCAGCGCUCGUAGCCUCCCUUUUUGCUUUCUCCGUGUCGUUCACUGUAACUCUGCGUACUCGUGUUACUUGUGUAUUGGCUCACUCGUCCCUUAUAUAUACUCGCCCUUGUCGACUAUGCAUGCCAUCAGUUGCCC